Messenger RNA from Helianthus annuus (common sunflower), 963 nucleotides. RefSeq names its product glutathione S-transferase T3-like. The transcript has 2 exons. NCBI's taxonomy places the organism in Eukaryota, Viridiplantae, Streptophyta, Magnoliopsida, Asterales, Asteraceae. The record is from RefSeq and is a predicted model, not a curated record. Bases 1 to 963 code for a protein of 320 amino acids.
AUGGAUCCCUACAACCCAAAUAAUCCCAACUCAAGUUCACUCCCGUUUUCGUCAUCCGGCUACACACCCGUCAUGGAAAACUCUUUUGCGGGUUACCAACAAAUGCCCAACGCUUUCAACCAACGAAACCAAUACCCUAUGCAACAACCCAACAUUCCGUUCAACCAAAUGCAAAUGCAACCAACCCCACAAACAUUCAACAUGCCAUAUCAACAAAUGCAAAUGCAGCAGCUAAUGCAAAACCCGCUAAAUAUGUCAUAUCAACCACCGCCACAAGCACAUCCAACACAAAUCGAGGAAGAAGAUGAUGACAUAGAGGUUGUGCCAGAAACGCAACCUCAACCUUCAAAAAAGAAAAAGACAAAUGGAAAGGGUAAAAAAGAAGAGGCAUUGUCCAAACAACAACAAAGGCCAUGGUCAAAAAUUGAGGAAGAGGCCUUGGCCAAGGCAUAUAUUGGGUCGUCAAGGAAUCCUAUACUCGGUAAUAAUCAAUCAACCGAUGGGUUUUGGCAAGAAAUCCAUGAUAUAUUCCACAAGAUUAUGAAACAAGGCGAGUACAGAACCGUUGAUUCUAUCGGCUCCAAGUGGCGCAAGAUGAAUACGUUGAUCCAACGCUUUUGUGGGUUUUAUAACCAAACGCUCACCAACAAACCGAGUGGGUGGAACAACGAAAAUGUUUUCCAUGAGGCGAUGCAUUUAUACGAAAAUGAACAUAAGUCUUCUUUCCCACAUGUCCGUGCGUGGCAAGUUGUAAAGGAUUCUCCAAAAUGGGCGGCAACUCCAAAUGAGGUUGCAAGCGCGAAACGAGCAACCAAAAGGUCUAAAACUUCUGAGUCAGGAAGUUAUAGCGUUGGAGCCUCAACCGGUCGUUGCCAAAUAAAUAUCAACGACGAGCCCGAGUUUGACGAGAAGCCGAUUGGGGAGGAAGAACGUCCCCAGGAAGGGACAAAAUUAAAAAGAUAG